UGGGCAGCUGUUCCAGCACCUCACCACUCUCACAGUAAAGAACUUUGAGAGUGGCCUGCAUGCUCAUUUCAUAGCCACACUCAGUACAGGAACCCCUGUAGGAAUCAGGAGCUAUGGAACGAUUUAGGAUUUCUGUGACUUCUCCAGAGACAAACCCUGCUCCUCCUGUCUGCUCACACGCCCUGCAGCACCAUCCUGAGUGAUGCCAGCAGCUCUGGGACAGGAGCAGUGCCCUCUGCCAAGGAAAGGGCUUAGGGCUGGCAGCUUGAGGGAAUGCAAGGUCUGCUUACUGCAUCACCAGCAUGGAUGUUACAGGAACGUGCUCUGUUGCUGAGAUGAACCCCAGGCCUUCUGCACAGCAUUUCAACCUGCUAAUGCUAUAACUAGUUCUUUGGGAACAAAAAAUGCAAAUAGGAGCAUGUGACAGUGAUAUUCAGGGAGCAUUUAUAGCCCCCAGGAAACAGGUGCAGAGAGGAAGAGUUGCCAGCUUCCUUCUCAUGGCUAGAUGGCAGGUUGUGGAGAUUUACAGCACAGCAUCAGCUGCCAUCUGGUUGUAACUGCUCUCAGCAUGCCAGGCUCCUCUCAAACCCAAACCUAGAGGAACUUUGCCUGACAGAGUUUCACACAGCCUGCCUGCUAUCAGCUGGAAUUCAAAUGCUGAAGGCUGACACCGAUGCUGGGUAAGGGGAUACCUGGCACAUUUACAUCCCAGCACCUGCGCUGCUCUGGGUGGGAGCAGCACUGAGGUCCCCCCAGCCCUAUAAAGGGCUCCAUUUCCUCACGCAGGACAGACAUCUCAGCUAACCUCAGCUCCAGCACAGAAGAGCUGCCCCCAGUGCAGGAUGGCAGAGCAGCACGGGUACAACACAACUUCAUCCAGUAAUGCCUUCGUGAUCGUCUUCACGCUCCAGGCGCUGGCCGGCAUGUGGAUCAAUUCCUUCAUUGUGGCUGUGUCUUGCAUGGCGUGGUUCAAAAAGAAAAGCAUGAACUCUAAUGAGAAGAUCUUGCUGUUUCUGGGCUGCUUCAGGUUUUGGUACUUGUGUGCCACAUGGAUAUACAUCAUUAUUUCAGUGUUAUUUUCCCAGCAUCUUUUAGGCAGAGGCGUAUCCCUCGCCUUUGCCAUUUCUCUGUGCUUUUUAAACUCUUCCAACUUGUGGACUUCUGCCUGCCUCUAUGCUUUUUACUGUAUAAAAAUCGCCAAUUUCAGGCACCACUUCUUCAUCUUCCUGAAAGCCAAAAUUGACAGGAUUGUGCCAUGGCUGCUGCUGAGCUCCGUGGUUCUGUCCCUGCUCAACUGCAGCCCUUUCCUCGAAGUUACUGAUGAAGAGAACAAUACCAGCACCAAUUUCACCACCCAUGGGAUUUUCUGGAAAGUGAACAAAGAAAUAAGGGAACAUUUUCACACUAUAAUUUUAAUCUGCACAUCUGGGUUUUCCAUGGCAUUCAUAACAGUAACCUUCUCUGCCUUCCUCCUCCUCUUCUCCCUCUGCAGACACAAGCACAAGAUGCAGAACAGCUCCGCCAGGAGCCUCAGCACGGACGCCCACAUCAAAGCCAUGAAAUCCCUUCUGUCCUUCUUCUUCAUCUACUGCAUUAAUUACAUCAUCUUGAUGUCAACAGUGUAUUACAACAAUGAGAAUAAUCUCCUGACGUUACUCCUUUUGGUCCUUCAAUAUGCUUUUCCAGUCGUUCAUUCCCUUAUUCUGAUUUUUAGCAAUCCCAAACUGGAAAGGAUAGUGCUAGGGAUUCUGCCUUGUGCAAAAUGCAAGGACUGCACCAGGAAGCCCACCAAAACAUUGAUGCUUUGUUCUUCAGUUCAGGUCCUGCCAUCUCUAAUGGAGUCCUCAGGACACUGUGGAUGA
Messenger RNA from Meleagris gallopavo (turkey), 1862 nucleotides. RefSeq names its product taste receptor type 2 member 9-like. The record is from RefSeq and is a predicted model, not a curated record. Gene Ontology annotation, molecular function: G protein-coupled receptor activity; bitter taste receptor activity. Lineage: Eukaryota; Metazoa; Chordata; Aves; Galliformes; Phasianidae. Gene Ontology annotation, cellular component: membrane. Gene Ontology annotation, biological process: G protein-coupled receptor signaling pathway; detection of chemical stimulus involved in sensory perception of bitter taste; sensory perception of taste.